This is a messenger RNA of Moneuplotes crassus, 475 nucleotides long. The record is from the annotation of a GenBank genome assembly. Lineage: Eukaryota; Ciliophora; Spirotrichea; Euplotida; Euplotidae.
AAAAAUUGUAAUAAAUAACAUGGCUGAAGCAUCCAAACCAGCAAACUUCUAUGACAAAUUCACCAGGAACCCAUUGCAUUUCAAGAAGAAGAAAGGUGCGAAGCACGAGUUUGGUCUUGAAUAUGAGCCUAUCAUCCCAUCUGAGGGAGAAGUGAGACUUUUAGGUAACAGAGCUACUCAAUGCCAAUAUUAUACAAUCGGGGUCGAAUUCUGCCAUCAAGAAAUGAUCAAGAACGAUUCUGAUACUUUCCUCCCCUGCAAAGAGCCAAUCGACGCUCUAUGGAGAUGCUACACUGAAGAUAAGUACGGAGCUAGUAUUAGAGAUGCUCCUAAGGAGGCUAAACCUUAUGAAAAGAACUUCUAUGAUUGCCUAUUCAGACCAUCCUCUGGUACUGAUUUAUGCAUGGGUCACCUCCAUGAUAUGGUAAGAUCCAUCUACAGGAGUGAUGAUAAUGAGCUAUGCGACUGGUACUAA